This is a messenger RNA of Prosopis cineraria, 2223 nucleotides long. RefSeq names its product UPF0481 protein At3g47200-like. The coding region runs from base 268 to 1857 and encodes 529 amino acids. NCBI's taxonomy places the organism in Eukaryota, Viridiplantae, Streptophyta, Magnoliopsida, Fabales, Fabaceae. The record is from RefSeq and is a predicted model, not a curated record. The transcript is spliced from 4 exons.
UCCUGAGAUCCACAGAUCCACACCCACACACACACACACACACACACACACUCUCUCUCUCUCUCUCUCUCUCUCUCUCUCUCUCUCUCUCUCUCUCUCUCUCUCUGUCUUUCUCUCAACACUUUCUCUCUCUAUCUAUCUCCCUCAAGAGAUUCACAGAAAUUAAGCCCUGCAACUCAGAUUUCAGACUAUACUCGGCCAACACAACACAAAGAUCAUUUUCCGAGAAGAGACAACAAACUGUUCCAGGUUGGGAUUCAAUAUUCAAUGGGAUCUAAUAUAAACAUCUCCGGUUCAUCAAAUCUUAAGUAUGAGAUAGUGAAAGAAAUUAUGAUCGAUAUAAAAACUGAACCGGAAGAUCCGAUGAUGAACGCAAGCAAGUGUAACAACAUCUACAGAGUCCCAUGCAAUCUUCGGAAGCUGAAUAAGGAUGCCUACACUCCUCAGUUGGUUUCAAUAGGACCACUUCACUAUGGUCGGAAAAAGCUAAGACCAAUGCAAACGCACAAACUUCACUACUUGAAUCUCUUCAUCGAGGAACGUCUCAAGGGCAAAAUCGAAGCGAUGGACAAGUUCAAGGACUUCCUUAAAGAAAAGGAACGAAAAAUACGCCAAUGCUAUGCAAAAAAGCUGUUCUGCGGGAAAAAGUUGGUGGACUUGGUACUACUGGAUUCUGUAUUCAUCAUGGAACUAUUUCUGAGGAUUCAGAGGAGAAGAAAAGAAGAGGGUGAUGAUAAUAAUGUUGAUGUACCAAAACAAACAUGUUUAUCAUGUUGCUGUACCGAAAUCGGAUGUGAUGGUAAUCAUGGUGCAGUAUCGAAACAAACAAGUUCAGAUGAUGAUGAUGUUAUACUGAAACAAACUUGGCUGAACAAGAGUAUCCAGAGAGACUUGCUUCUGCUUGAAAACCAGAUUCCAUUGUUCAUCUUGGAAGAGCUAUACAGCUCUGUUGUCCCUGAGACUGAUAAGCAGCGUGACAAAUUCAUUGAGGUCGCCUACGAUUACUUCGAGUGUUUUCAUCCUUAUGAAAAAAUCAAAGAUGAAAAACAAGAUUCAGAUCAUCCCAAUCCCUCAGGAAACAACAAUAAUUUAGAUUCUGAUUCGCAAAAGAAGCCCUCAUUCAGGUUUGAACGACUGAAGAAGAACUGGAGAAAUGAUCCUGCACAUUUCACUGAUUUGAUAAGGUACUUUUACCUUUCUAAGGAAGUGGCUAGUCCUGAAAAAGUGUCGUCCUCUUGUGUUUUGAGGACUGCAACCAAGUUGCGGGAAUCUGGAAUAAGCUUUGAGAAAGUCACUGAUCGAUCCUUAGUUGACAUAAAGUUGGAGAAAGUUAAAAUCUUGAGUUGGUUUCUGUGCUUGGGUUGUCUACCAAAAUCCUCGUACUUCAAAGCUCGUUUGCAAAUCCCACAGUUAAAAGUGGAUGACACAACAGAAUGUGUUCUAAGAAACCUCAUAGCCUUUGAGCAGUGUCACUAUUCGGAUCAACCUUACAUCUGCAACUAUGUCUCUCUCAUUGACUCUCUCAUUCACACCAAAGAUGAUGUUGAAUUGCUGGUUGAGAAGGAAGUCAUUGUCCAUGAACUUGGGAGUGACACGGAAGUGGCGACUCUGGUGAACAGUCUCUGCAAACAUGUUGUGGCGGACAAGACAUGCUAUAGAAAGAUUAUAGAUGAGAUGAAUAAACAAUACCAGAAUGAAUGGUAUCGUACUAUGGCUUCAUUGAGGUUGGUAUACUUCAAAGACGCUUGGAGAGCAAGUUCUACUUUGGUUGGAAUUGCUGUCCUUGUAUUCACAAUUUUCAACUUUUGCCGAGUUGUCAAAUUGGUCCUCGAGCUCGAUCAAAGGCGACCUAAUUGAUUAGUCGUGAUGUAGCAUGGCAUCUUUGAACUAAAAUGACAGUAUCAUGUGAUAAAUAACGUGAGAGGAUCUUCAUGGAGCCUUUUUCAACGAUUUCUUAGACGAGGUUGUCUUCUUGCUGGUGUUUUGUUCAGAGUUUGGUGAAUGAUAUGUAAUCUUAGUAAUAUAUAGUGGAUAUGUCUAAAUCUGAAUGAAAAAGUUCAGGAGUGCGUCUUCAAUAUCUGUUGUAUUAAUAAAGCAUUCAUGGUGCUAAGCUACUUUACUUCUGUGAGAUUUCUUAUUGACCUGGAUUCUAGUUGUCAAUGGUUAUGCUAGUAGUAUCAUCAUUAUGAGCAAGGAUAAGACAGUAUUUUAACAUUUUAUUUA